AUUUAAUGCAAUUAUGGAGAAAGCAUUCACCUCUUUUAUCUCAACAUGCUUGUUGCUUUACUAUGUUAUGGCUAGUUCAGCCAUGACACAUACCAACAUUACUCCCGAUCAGUUAGCUCUUCUUUCUUUGAAAUCCCAAAUCAUUUCAGACCCCUUUCACUUCUUUGAUGAAAACUGGUUUUCAACUACUUCUGUUUGCCAUUGGGUCGGAGUCACUUGUGGCUCUCGCCACGAGAGAGUUAAGUCCUUGAAUAUUUCCAACAUGGCUCUCACAGGCAAAAUUCCCCCUGAUUUUGGAAACCUCACUUUUCUUGUUUUUCUUGACUUCAGAAGCAACAAUUUCUAUGGCAAUUUGCCUCAAGAAAUGGCACGUUUGCGUAGACUAAAGUUGCUUAAUUUAAGUUUCAACAACUUCAGCGGGCAGGUUCCUGCUUGGUUUGGUUUUUUACACCGGCUUCAAGUUCUAAAUCUUAGGAAUAAUAGUUUAACUGGUUCCAUCCCCUCUUCAUUUUCUAAUAUUUCCAAACUCGAAACCUGGAAUUUGGAUUUCAAUUUCUUAGAUGGUCAUAUCCCAAAAGAGAUUGGAAAUCUUGAAAACCUGAGAUACUUAAAUUUGUUUGGAAACAAACUCACAGGUUCUAUCCCUGUGUCUCUCUCGAAUGCCUCAAUGUUGGAGACUUUAAAACUCUCUCAAAAUUUCCUUCAAGGAAACAUCCCAGAUAGGAUCGGCAAUCUUUACAACCUGAAUGGGUUGUCCAUAGAAGAUAAUCAGCUUACAGGUUCUAUACCAUUUUCAGUUUUCAACAUUUCUAAACUUGAAGUGAUUGCAUUUACAAACAAUAGCUUAUCAGGAAACCUUCCGAAUGGUUUGUGCAAUGGUCUUCCAUUACUCAAAGAACUUCAUUUAUCUUUGAACAAGCUUCGUGGUCAUUUGCCUACAAGCUUGUCAAAUUGCUCAGAACUUCAAAUAUUGUCUUUAUCAUAUAAUGAGUUUGAUGGACCAAUACAUAGUGAAAUUGGAAGAUUGAGUAACUUGCAGACAUUGUAUCUCUCAAAAAACUAUUUCAGUGGGAUAAUUCCACAGGGAAUCGGAAAUCUUGUUAAUUUGUUGGAGUUAGGCAUUUCGAAAAAUCAGAUUACAUAUCCAAUAUGUCCUCGUUGCAACAUAUCUCUCUAGGGAUUAACAAUCUCAAUGGAUCCUUAUCACAAGAGAUUGGCAACUUAACCAAGAUGCAGUUUCUAUAUCUUAGUCAUAAUAUGUUUACUGGUGAAAUACCCAAUGAGAUAAGCAAUCUCGUUGACUUGGAGUUAUUUGAUAUUGCGUUUAAUAGUUUUAGUGGUUCACUUGCAAUGGAGAUCUUCAACAUAUCAGGGAUGAGAACGGUUAGUCUUUCAGCCAACAAUCUAUCAGGAACUCUACCAUCAAACAUAGGUUCUAUCUUACCCAAUAUUGAAAGUCUUUAUCUAAAUGGUUUGACCAAUCUUGUUGGGACUAUACCUCAUUCAAUCUCCAAUUGUUCAAAACUUACUAUUUUAGGACUUGCUAGCAACAAACUCUCUGGCUUGAUUCCCAGCUCUCUUGGAUAUUUGACUCAUCUGCAGAAACUAAACUUGGCAGGAAACAAUUUAAAGAGCGACUCAUCGUUAAGCUUCUUGACUUCCUUAACAAACUGUAGAGAUUUAACACAUCUUUAUCUAAUUUCGAAUCCUCUAAAUGGCAUGCUUCCACUUUCCAUAGGUAACCUUUCCACAUCACUUACAAGAGUUUUUGCCAAUGAUUGCAAAAUUAAAGGACAAAUUCCAAAUGAAAUUGGGAACUUAACCGCCUUACUAGACAUUAAUUUUUCUGGAAACAACUUGGUUGGAUCGAUUCCCGCAUCAAUUGGAAACCUGAGAAACCUUCAAGGCUUGUUAUUGAGUAACAACAAACUUGCAAGAAUUAUUGAAGAUUAUCUAUGUUAAUUGCAGCAUUUGGAUGCUAUUUACUUGGGUCAAAAUCAACUUUCAGGAUCACUUCCUAAUUGUUUAGGUAACGUUACUUCCCUUAGGGAGAUACAUCUGGGUUAUAACAGAUUCAGUUCCAAUAUACCAACAAGCUUAGGGAACCUUAAAUAACUAAUAAUUCUUGACUUAUCAUCAAACAACAUGGGUGGUUCUUUACCUCCAGAAGUCGAAAAUCUAAAGGCCGCUACAAAGAUGGAUCUGUCAAUGAAUCAAUUUUCAAAUAGCAUUCCUAGAGAAAUCGGAGGCUUGCAAAAUUUGGUGAACCUUUCUUUGAGACACAACAAGUUGCAGGGAUCUAUACCUGACUCAAUGAGCAACAUGGUAGGUUUAGAAAUCCUAGAUCUUUCUCAUAAUAAUAUAUCAGGAACCAUUCCCAGGUCUUUUGAGAAACUUCAAUACCUGAAGUAUUUCAACGUCUCUUACAACAAGUUGUAUGGUGAAAUCUCCUCUGGGGGUCCUUUUAAGAACCUCUCAAGUCAGUUUUUUCUCUUCAAUGAAGCAUUAUGUGGUUCUCCGAGAUUUAGUGUCUCACCAUGCCCCAUUUCAUCCAAGCAUAGAUCAAAUAGGAAAAAAAUACUUUUAUUUCUUCUACUGGGAAUUGCUCUAUCAUUUGUUCCUAUCACCUUUGUGCUUGUAUGGAUAAGGUAUAAGAAAGGUAAAAGAGCUCCUCAACAAACUGAUUCAUCGUCUAUUAAAACAAGAGAAAGAAUUUCAUAUUAUGAACUGCUCCAAGCAACUGACGCGCUUAGCGAAAGCAACCUGAUUGGUUCUGGGAGUUUUGGCUCUGUCUAUAAAGGCAUGCUCAGAAGUAGGACUCCUAUUGCAGUUAAGGUGUUCAAUCUUCAAUUGGAAGCGGCAUUCAAGAGUUUUGAUACAGAAUGUGAAAUUUUGUGCAACCUCCGCCAUAGGAAUCUCACAAAAGCCAUCACUAGUUGUUCCAACCUUGAUUUUAAGGCUUUAGUACUAGAGUACAUGCCCAAUGGAAGCCUCGAAAAGUGGUUGUAUUCACACAACUACUUCUUAGACAUCAUGCAGAGACUGAAUAUAAUGAUAGACGUGGCAUGUGCAUUGGAAUAUCUCCACCAUGGGUGCUCAUCGCCUGUGAUUCACUGUGAUCUGAAGCCUAGUAACGUCUUGCUGGAUGACAAUAUGGUAGCCCACCUAAGCGACUUUGGUAUUUCAAAACUGCUUGGUGAAGAUGAGAGUGAUUUAUACACUAAAACCUUAGCAACAUUGGGUUAUAUUGCACCGGAGUAUGGACUGGAUGGACUGGUGUCAAUAAAAUCUGAUGUCUAUAGUUACGGGAUCAUGUUGAUGGAAACGUUUACAAGGAGAAAGCCUAAUGAUGAAAUGUUCGAGGGAGAUCUUAGCUUGAAGCAAUGGGUGAGUUAUUCACUUCCAGAGGCAAUAGUGCAUGUAAUAGAUGCCAACUUAGUAACAACACAGGAUAAUCACUUAAGCAAGAAGCUAGAUUGUGUGGCAUCGAUCAUGAAAGUGGCACUAGAUUGCGGUGCUGAAUCUGCUGCAAGAAGGAUCGACAUGACAGAUGUUGUAGGGAUGCUAAAGAAGAUCAAGAUUCAACUUCAUGCAUGUUGAUCAUAUUCUUGGAAACUCUUGUUCCAAAUCACUCGUUUGUUGCAAAUGUUUGCUAAAUUUUGGGGUUCAUGUAAGAAUUUUCUUUUUAUUUUAGCACUUGUAUUGACA
Molecule: messenger RNA, 3708 nt
Organism: Nicotiana tabacum (common tobacco)
Lineage: Eukaryota; Viridiplantae; Streptophyta; Magnoliopsida; Solanales; Solanaceae
Source: RefSeq, a predicted model, not a curated record